AUGGCCGCGCCUCGACCGCCCGCGCUCCUCCUUUCCGCGUUCCUCGCGCUACAAGUGCUCUUCCUCUCCCGCCCGAGCCGCGGCGACGAUGCCCCGCCGUUCCCGGACUGGCUUGAGCGCCUCUACCCCGGCCUCGGCUCGGAGGUGUCGGGAGUGUGCGAAGGAAGCUUUGACGUCAGCGUGCACUGGGCGCACGUCUCGCGAUGCGCUCGCGUCACCGGGAGCCUCGCCGUCACCGGCAUCCUCCCCGACGUGUUCACCACGCGCGAGCCGUACAACCGCGUGCUGUGGACGGUCGACGGCGACGUCUUGAUCGAGCGCAACGCGCUGCUCGUCUCCCUCCGCGGCGCCUUCCCGGGGCUCACCCGAGUCGGCGGGAACGUGCGCAUCGUCGAUACCGCGCUGGUGCACCUCGCGGGCUUCGAGUCCCUCCGCGAGGUCAACGGCGCGGUUCUCGUGGCGGACAACGCGCGGAUGCUGGCGUUUAAAGACGGCGUCACCGUCGCGUUCCAAUCGCUCCUCUCCGUCGGCGGCUCGGUCGUCGUCUCGAACAACGCGGCGGAGGAACUGGACGGGUUCCGAGCCUUACGUCGCGUCGGCGUGGGCGCUGGUGGAGGCGGGGUCACGAUCGGGCCGUCGGUGGACAUGCGAUACGUCGUUGGGAGCGGCCCGGGGUGGCACGGAGACGUCACCCGGGGCGAGACGGAGGCGUUUCCUUCUCUGGAGUACGCCGGCGGGGACGUGGAAAUAAUCGGCGGCGACGGCUUGCGGAAUAUUAAGGGCGCGUUUCGGCGGCUCAUGCGCGCCGCCGGGACGGUUCGCAUCGAGGGCAACACGCCGGCGUUGGCGGAGGUGUCGGAUAGCUUCUCGCUGCUGGACUACGCGGGUGGCGACGUGCGGGUCCGGGGAAACACGAAUUUGGUGAUGGUUUCGCAGUCGUUCGUGUCCCUGAGAGCCGCGGGAGGCGACCUCUCGAUCGACGAUUGCGAGAGCCUCGUGCGGGUGGAGGGCGGCACGUUCAAUCGCGUGCAAUGGCUGUCCGGAUCGCUGAUCGUCUCUAAAACCGGGCUUCGGAGCCUGUCGUUCCUGUACAGCCUCGCCAACAUCGGCACCGACAUCGCCCUGCGUGAAAAUGCAUAUCUCAAGUCUCUCGACGGGCUCCAGAACCUUCGGUUCGUGGGGAGAGGCUACGCGCUUCAGGGUCUGGAAGGGAACUUUGGCAGGUGCGGCGCGAUAUCCGAGCGGUACGGCGUGUCGCACCAGUGCCACACGCGUCAGUACAGGUUCUGUCAGCCCCUCAGCAGGAGCCCGGCGCUCUCCGUGCCCGGGUGGUAUCGGUGCGUUGAUUCCAUCGCGACGAAACUUUUGACCACGCCCGAACUCAAGACCACCGCCGCACUGGCGCAAGCGUCCGGUCAGAUGGACUCGCUGCAGACGCCGGCCGCGGCGUUGACGAUGUUUGCGCCCACUGACGUGGGUUGGCUUCGAUCCGUCGGUCGACUCGACGCCAUACGUCUUCGAGCCGAAGCCGCCCAAAGUCCAAACGCGCUAUCCGAGCUGCUUCACGCGCACACCAUCAGAGGCGACGAGAUGCCGCGCGAGGCCCGGCGCGUGGAGUGA
Molecule: messenger RNA, 1620 nt
Organism: Micromonas commoda
Lineage: Eukaryota; Viridiplantae; Chlorophyta; Mamiellophyceae; Mamiellales; Mamiellaceae
Exons: 2
Coding region: 1-1620 (539 amino acids)
Cellular component (GO): cell wall; plasma membrane
Source: RefSeq, a predicted model, not a curated record